Molecule: messenger RNA, 2796 nt
Organism: Balearica regulorum gibbericeps (East African grey crowned-crane)
Lineage: Eukaryota; Metazoa; Chordata; Aves; Gruiformes; Gruidae
Source: RefSeq, a predicted model, not a curated record
GUGCUGAUGAAUUGAGGCUGUCAAAUGGAACUGGCCCCUGCUCUGGGAGAGUGGAAGUAAAACAUGAGGAGCAGUGGGGAACUGUGUGCGAUGGUGACUGGACCAUAGAAGAUGCUGAGGUUGUUUGUAAGCAACUACAAUGUGGAUCUGCUGUUCAGGCCCUUAAUCGAGCUCCUUUUGGAGAAGGAUCUGGACCAACGUGGUUGUAUCGAGUUGACUGUCGUGGUGAUGAAUCCACUCUCUGGAACUGCUCACAUACAGGAUGGGGUUCUUUUACCUGCCCUCAUUACUUUGAUACUGGAGUGAUCUGCUCAGGUUUUUCUGGGCUGCGUUUGAGUGGAGGGGACACUGCCUGCUCAGGACAUCUGAAAGUAAAGCAAGAAGAAACUUGGGCUACGGUCUGUUUUUCACACAUUGAUUUCAAAACUGCCUCUGUUAUAUGUAAUGAGUUAGAGUGUGGCCAGGCUGUGGAUAUCUUGAGAGAAACUCACUUUGGAGACAGACAUGAACUGAUCUGCUAUGGUGGGUACAGGCUGGCAAAUGGCAGUACCACAUGUUCAGGGAGAGUAGAGCUUCUUCAUGGAGGCACGUGGGGAACUCUGUGUGACUAUCUGUGGGAUUUACCAGCUGCCAAUGCCCUCUGCCAACAGCUGGACUGUGGAGUUGCCCUACUGAUACCAGGUGGACAAUCCUUCGGGAGAGGAAAUGGAUCUGUCUGGAAUGGCACAUUCAGCUGCAAGAAGAAUGGCUCACACCUGAGAGACUGUUCUGUGAGUGUGCUAGGUCAUGAUGAAUGCCCUGCUGGAAAAGAUGCACGUGUGGUAUGUUCAGGGUGCGCAGGGGGCAGGUUGGUGAAUGGCACCACGUGCUCUGGCAGAGUGGAGAUCCGCCAUGGAGACACAUGGGGAAGACUCUGCCGCUCUCACUGGAAUUUGCAAGCUGCCAAUGUUCUCUGUCAUCAGCUGAACUGUGGCUAUGCAAAGUCAAUCCAGACAGGAGACCGUUUUGUGGACGGGAAUGGGCCUGUAUGGAGAGAUGCUUUUCACUGUGAAGGGACAGAGUCCUGCCUGUGGGACUGUGGUCAAGUGACUUUGGGCAAUCCAACCUGUUCGGCCAGAGAAGCAGCCACUGUUAUUUGCUCAGGUCUUGCUGAAUCACUCAGACUCUCAGGUGGUGAGAGCCGCUGUGAUGGGCGAGUUGAAAUCUCUCUCAAUGGCAUGUGGAACAGAGUCCUGGAUGAUGACUGGGACAUUAAGGAUGCUCAUGUAGUAUGCAGACAGCUCCAGUGUGGAAUUGCCGAGAAAGCCUAUUACAUUCCAAGGUCUGAGCGAGGCACUGGUCUUGUGGGCUUAAGAAGUGUCCAGUGUGCUGGAAAUGAGACUCAGCUAAUGCUCUGUAAGACCUCCCAUUCUCAGACAGUGCCAACGGGAGUUGCUGAAGAUGUUGGUGUGAUUUGCUCAGGAAGCAGACAGAUCAGGCUGGUGAAUGGAACAAAGCGCUGUGCUGGGAGAGUAGAGCUUUAUCAUGAUGGCGUCUGGGGCACCAUCUGCGAUGAUAAAUGGGAUCUAUCAGAUGCUAAUGUUGUUUGCAAACAGCUGGGAUGUGGACAUGCCAUCAAGGCAUUUGUCUCUGCUUAUUAUGGCCAAGGCUCAGGACAGAUCUGGCUGGAUGAUGUGAACUGCACCGGGGCUGAAUCUGAUCUCUGGGCAUGUCCCUCUAGGGCAUGGGGCCAGCACAACUGCCAACACAAAGAGGAUGCUGGAGUCCUGUGCUCAGAGUUCCUGGCUCUGAGGCUGGUAAAUGGCACUGACUGUGCUGGGCGGCUAGAAGUUUUCUACAAUGGGACAUGGGGGAGCAUUUGCUCCAAUCGUAUGUCUCAACGCACUGCAAUAACUGUAUGCAAACACCUGAACUGUGGAGAUGGCGGGGAAAUCGCAAGAGACUUCAAAUAUGGCAGCGGUUCUGGGCCCACAUGGCUGGACCACGUUGAGUGCACUGAGCGACAUAGCUCUCUCUGGCAAUGUCAGUCAGACCCCUGGGAUCCUCAGUCAUGUGAUAACCGAGCAGAAGAGACUCAUAUUUCUUGCACUGACAGGGAGAAGUUACGAGUCAUAGGAGGAGAGGAUGGAUGUUCAGGCAGAGUGGAGAUUUGGCAACACGGUUCUUGGGGAACAGUCUGUGAUGAUUCCUGGGACAUGGCAGAUGCUAAUGUUGUAUGCAGGCAGCUGGGUUGUGGAUCUGCUCUGUCUGCUCUGCAUGAAGCUGCCUUUGGGGAAGGGACUGGUCCCAUCUGGUUGGAGAAGGUGCACUGCAAAGGAACAGAGCUGUCUUUUUGGGACUGUCCUGUCAAUCCCUUGUUCAGCAAAAACUGUGACCAUAAGGAAGAUGCUGCUGUGAAUUGCUCCGGUAUGACAGAAACAACAGCAUCACCCACUAGAGCAGGCUCCAGACUAUCCUACGACCCCUUCUCUGAGGCUGUCUAUGAAGAGAUUGACUAUAACCUGAUGAGGGAAAAGCAGGGCAUGACCGGCUUCUCAGAUUCUUAUUCAGAGAGUUCAAAAGCAAAGGCACAGUUUUAUAGCAGGGACAGUGAUGAAGAAAAUGGUCCUGGAACAACUCAAGUUAAUACCUGUAAUGUUCCAGAGGUCUCUCCACUGCCUGGAAAUGCCCUGGAAGAUGGUUAUGAUGAUGUGACAGAAGUUCCUGGACCUAAAGAUGCUUCUCUUUCUGGGCAGAAUGAACAGGAAAUCACUGGGAUCCCUGAAGAAAGUGACAGAAACAAGGAUUCACAGACAG